AUGCACAAGCUCAAACUCAACAUCCUCUUCCGCGCUUUAACACAGGCGCCAUUUCGGCGCUCCUCCGCCGCUGCCACCGCCACCACCAAGUCCUUCAACGCCACCCUCCACCGCCUUUACUCGGAAGGUGCCCACCAUCAUGCUUUACUCACAUACAACUCCAUGCUCAAAUCCUCUGUUCCUCCAGACCCUUUCACUUUUCCCACUCUCUUCAAAGCCUGCAUUUCCCUCAACCUCCUCCCUCACGGCCUUUUGCUACACCAACACGUAGUCGUUAAUGGGUUCUCGUCUGAUCCUUAUAUUGGGUCUUCUUUGAUCAGUUUUUAUUCGUCUUUUGGGCUUACAGAGAGUGCACACAAAGCGUUUGAUAUAAUGCCUGACAGGAACAUUGUCCCCUGGACGGCUGUUAUAGGGUGUUAUGUACGGAGUGGUGAUUUUGAGCAUGCUUUUGUUAUGUACAAUUCUAUGUUACAUGAUAGAAUAAAGCCUACUUCUGUUACCAUGUUGACAAUGCUUUCUAGGGUAUCAGAGAGCAUUCAUGUGGAGUGUUUGCAUGCUUCUGUAAUAAAAUAUGGAUUCAUGGGUAACACUGUUUUGUUGAAUUGUAUGUUGAAUGUGUAUGGCAAAUGUGGAAGAAUUGAGUAUGCUAGGAAGUUAUUUGAGUGGAUGGAUGAAAAAGAUAUUGUUUCCUGGAAUUCUUUGGCUUCAGGGUAUUCUUUAGUGGGGGACACAGAAGAAUUAUUGAGCCUAAUGUAUAGAAUGAGGUUGGAAAAUACAUGGCCUGAUUAUCAAACAUAUGGGUCCUUGGUUUCUGCAAUUGCAAAAGAGGGUUGUGCCGAAUUGGGAAAAGUGGUGCAUGGACAGAUAGUUGCUGCUGGAUUUGAAUUAGAUGUGCAUCUUGAGACAUCACUUAUGUUUAUGUAUUUAAAAUGUAGGAACAUGGAUUAUACGUUUAAGAUUUUUGAUCGAGCAAAUGAUAAAGAUGUAGUUUUGUGGACGACUAUUAUCUCAGGACUUGUUCAGAAUGAACGUGCAGAUAAAGCACUUCAAGUGUUUCAAAGCAUGUUGUGUAGUAGAAUUGAACCGUCUACAACUACUAUAGCAAGUGCCCUUGCAGCUUGUGCUCAAUUAGGUUCAUUGAAAGUAGGAACUUCUAUACAUGGCUACAUGUUGAGGCAAAGAAUUUCCAUAGAGACUCCUGCCCAAAAUUCACUUGUCACCAUGUAUUCAAAGUGUGGCUAUUUGAAACGAGCGCUUGCUGUUUUCGAUAUGAUAAAAAGCAGAGAUGUGGUUUCCUGGAAUGCAAUUGUUGCAGGGAAUGUUCAGAAUGGGCAAUUAGCAAUGGCCUUGCAUCUGUUUAAUGAAAUGAGGAUAGCCCACCAAAGACCUGACUCAAUUACAGUGGUUUCUCUUCUUCAAAUUUGUGCCUCGGUAGGAGCAUAUCAGCAAGGAAAGUGGAUUCAUAAUCUUGUUGUAAGGGGCUAUUUUGAACCUUGCGUCAAGAUAGGCACGGCUUUGGUUGAUAUGUACUGCAAAUGUGGUGACCUGGACAGUGCGAGGAAGUGUUUUGACAGGAUCGUAGAACAUGAUCUCAUUUCAUGGAGCACAAUUAUUGCGGGAUAUGGCAGUCAUGGCAAAGCGGAAACUGCCCUGGAGUUGUAUUCGGAGCUUGUGCAAAGUGGUCUUACACCAAAUAGUGUUAUUUUCUUAUCUGUUUUCUCUGCCUGUAGUCAUAAUGGACUUGUCGACCAAGGUAUAAGCUUGUUUGAUUCCAUGGAAAGGGAUUUUAAGAUUGCACCUGAACUCGAACACUGUGCUUGCAUAGUUGAUCUACUUUGUCGAGCUGGUAGGGUGAAAGAUGCAUACAACUUCUAUAAGACAAAAUUUCCAGAACCAAUGGCUGACGCACUUGGUAUCAUUCUUGAUGCUUGCAAAACGAAAGCCCUUGUAAAACUUAGGGAUAUUGUUUGCAAAGAAAUCUCAAUGUUAGAUCAUGGGGAUGCUGGAAGGUAUGUGCAAUUGGCUCAUAGUUACGCUUCAAUGGCCCAGUGGGAGGGCGUUGGUAAGGCAUGGGUCCAAAUGAGGGAUCUUGGGCUCAAAAAACUUCCUGGUUGGAGUUUUAUUAACUUACAUGGAGUAAUAACAACCUUUUUCAUGGGCCAAACCUCUCAUCCUCAGCAGGAGGAGAUAAUGUCGGUUCUCAAGAAUCUGAGUGAGGAGAUUAGUGAAAGGGUAAUCAAGUCAAACAUAGAGAAUAUCCCAUAG
Nicotiana tabacum (common tobacco) is the source of this 2265-nucleotide messenger RNA. RefSeq names its product pentatricopeptide repeat-containing protein At4g04370-like. Gene Ontology annotation, molecular function: RNA binding; protein binding. Lineage: Eukaryota; Viridiplantae; Streptophyta; Magnoliopsida; Solanales; Solanaceae. Gene Ontology annotation, biological process: RNA modification. Gene Ontology annotation, cellular component: intracellular membrane-bounded organelle. The record is from RefSeq and is a predicted model, not a curated record.